AAAGAGAAAAAUGCCAUUUCCGGUGAGAAAGAGGGGGGACUGGGGAGCGUAAGGGAGGAUUCUGGGGAGAGAACGAGAGCUUUAAAGGAGAGUUUGGCCUUGGACAUGGCGACGGAUCGAGAAAAGGAGAGAGAGGCAGAGCUGGAAAGUGCCAUGUAUACGAAUUGCCUGCUGCUAGGCCUGGAUCCCGCAAUCAUUGGCGUCGGCGGUGUCGGAGGGAGCCCCAGGGUUGGCCAUUUCCGCCAUUCCAACCCUAGAUUGGGCGAGAAGCUUCUCUACUUUCUCCUUUCUGCCUUAAGAGGGCCCGUUCAAUCCGCCAAGGAUUUCGAUAAGGUGUGGCCGAUUUAUGAUUCUGCCCAGUCUCGAGAUUUUCGUAAGAUUGUGCAAAGUAUAAUAAGUGAGCUGGAAUCCCAAGGGGCGCUGCCAAGGAGCAACGCUCGGGUAUCAUCACUCGCGACUUGUUGUGGGCCGAGGUUCGUUGAGCUGUUAUGGCAGCUUUCUGUGCAUGCAUUGCGGGAGGUUCACAGUCGCACAUUUGCUGCUGAUGUAGCUUCUAAUCCACUUCCUGCUUCACUCACGGAUUCUUCUUAUCUUCAUGCUGCUGCAUUACUUCCUGUAACCAAGGCAAGGAUCGCAGUUGAGAGAAGAAAGUUCCUGAAAAACGCAAAUAUUGCUGUACAUAGGCAAGCUACUUGGUCUAACUUAGCUAAUGAAAUGACUGCUGAAUUCCGUGCUCUUUGUGCAGAAGAGGCAUAUUUGCAGCAAGAAUUAGAAAAGCUGCAGGAUUUGAGAAAUAAAGCAAAAUUGGAUGGGGAAUUAUGGGACGAUCGUAUCUCUAGUUCUAGUCAGAAUGCCCAUUUGGUUUCGAAAGCAACUCGAUUAUGGGAGUCUUUACUAUCUCGAAAGAGUCAACAUGAGGUUCUUGCUUCAGGUCCAAUUGAGGAUCUAAUAGCACAUCGUGAGCAUAGGUAUCGCAUAUCGGGUUCAUCUUUACUUGCAGCCAUGGAAUCAGGUUCUCAUGUUUCGUAUCCAGAUUUGCUCUCGGCUCGUGCUAGUGAAGUAUCUUCAUCCACUGAUGAUGGUCAUGAAAAAGUUGAUUAUCCUCAUAUCCAUGGGAAUCCUGAUAUAUUAUCUAGGGCUGAUGAUAGGGGUGUAAGGGUUCAUCAAAUUGUUGAUCUAGCUGAAGUAAUUAGACGGUGGACACAUGCAUUGCAACGUAUCCAUAAGCAAUCACUUCAUCUAGCCAAAGCUAAUGAUGGAGAGGGCCCAGAACUACUUCGCAGUGCAUCUGAUGAUGGUACUGCUGGUCAUGCUGAAUCAUUGGCAGCAACCCUAGCUGAACAUCGCCAGCAUUUAAUUAGCAUACAGGGACUUAUCAGUCAACUUAAAGAAGCAGUCCCAACAAUGCAGAAGUCAAUAGCAGAGCUGACAGAAGAAGUGAAUAGCAUAUCACCAAUUGCACUAGAUGAAUAUAAUGAGCGAUCAAGCUCACCAACACAGGCCCAAAGCAGUGGAAGGAUUCAAGAAAAUACAGAUCAACUAGUUGAGAUGGCCUCCAACCUCUCCCUUCAAUCUGGAAAGGCUUCGGGCAGCCCGCCUCUUAAACUUCCACAUUUGUUUAGUCUAACUCCAAAUUCAUCAGGAAAGAGUACGCAUACUGGAAAGCGGCAUGCCACAACUGUUCUACCGAAUCAGUCAGAAAAUAUUCCUACUGUGAAAUUUGUAGGCCAACCUUUUGAAAAUGAUUAUGCAGACGUUGCAGCAGAAGAUGGGUAUUUAUAUGCUCUAAAUCUUAAGCGUACUGUUCGCGAAGCUGCAUUGUCAGGUCCAUCUAGUAAUUCUGAGAUAUCAGAUGAGAAGAGCAGUGAUGAAUCCGAGCAUUUCUUUGUACCGCUUUCAACCAGCCUCCCUGGAAAGGAUGCUGAUGCUGUGGUUAGCCGAAAAAAACAGCUGACCUUCUCUUCUCCCCCUGAUACUGUGGAAUGCCUUGACCAAGUGUUCUCGCCUGUAUUUGUGAUGAGUGAUUAUUUAUUUGGAGACGCCUAUGAAGACUUGCUUGCACCAUUGUCGGAGACUGACACUGCUUUAAUGGGAAGCCAAAGCUGGUUGGAGGACAACUCACAUAAUGUCGCAGGAUCGUAUUAGUGGUGCCAACAACUUCCAAGGGUUUGUUCCUUUGAAUAUAAUUUAGUUCACAUUAUGUAAAUCUUAUUUGUUAAUUCCAUUUGAAUCUUCUUCCCCAAGUAAAAAUAUUUAGUCUCAGUAUUGAGUUUAGCUUAACGAUCUGGUCUAGAAUUCAUCGGUGAGCGGGGCUGUGCUAUUAACUAUGCUGAUCUACCUCAUUUGGUUUUUGACUGUUUUUGUGAGAGGCUUUAUGAGCGAUUAAUACAUGUACUGUCGUGUACUUGUAUGUAUACAAUUUUUUACUGUUCUAUGAUUUUUUGGGGAACAUUUAAGCCAU
Messenger RNA from Dendrobium catenatum, 2461 nucleotides. RefSeq names its product AUGMIN subunit 6. NCBI's taxonomy places the organism in Eukaryota, Viridiplantae, Streptophyta, Magnoliopsida, Asparagales, Orchidaceae. Gene Ontology annotation, cellular component: HAUS complex; mitotic spindle microtubule. Gene Ontology annotation, biological process: spindle assembly. Gene Ontology annotation, molecular function: microtubule binding. The record is from RefSeq and is a predicted model, not a curated record. The coding region runs from base 106 to 2145 and encodes 679 amino acids. The transcript is spliced from 13 exons.